GUCGUGAGGACAAGUGGUGCCUGGAAUAAAAACUUAGGGCAAAAUUAAUCAAGAUAAAUAUAGUGCUUACGUAAUAAACCUUAGCUAAAAAGGCUUCAAUGAGGUAGUUUACCUGUCGAUAGAAACCGAACUGAGAAAGUAUUGCAUGAGUGAUAGCACCAUACCAUCCUGUGGACAAAAAUGAACCAAACUCCUCCAGAGAGAACUGGCCUUGACCCCUCCUUGCUGAUAGACCAACUCUUCGAGCUAUGGAACAUGAAAGAUCUGCAGACGCUGCGUUUGGCAGCCCUCCAGGGAUUUUCAAAGCUGUCUGAGCCGCUUGAGGCUUUACUAACAAUCCUGGAGAGCUGUCCAGGCAAACAGAAGGGUCGGAGCCACAACCUGGGUCAUCACAUCCUCACAGAAUUCCAGACAUGGAUGAAGGAACAUCCUCAGGUACACCUCAGCUCACUGUCUGAACAACAAACAGUGGCACUCCAGCAACGUGCUCUUUGCCUGCUGACCGAUACUCAACCCAACUUUUCGGACAAUCUCAUAAAUAUCUACCAACUGAAAUCCUUAGACCCAUCUAUACUACGUUUGCACAUUGUACGGUUGCAGGCUCUUAAUUGUUUUAAAGAGGCUGCAGUGUUGACCAUAAAACUGGAAUUACAGAGGGAAUUUAAUGUAGAGGAGAUGUGCGUACCGCUAAUCUUGCAGGAUAAGUUGUCAUUGGCAGAGUCCUUUGUCACAGGCCACCAUCAGCUAGAACAACAACUUGUCAUACUGCUUGACUCUUGGUGUCACCCCAGCUUCAACAUAAAAGAUAUAAAGACGCAGUUCCCUCACCUCUUUCUGUCCAAACAUCACGCAGCUCAGAUCCAGCCCAAAAUGCUCACUAAACAUGUCUUACGACUUGUGGAGAAAUUCAAGAUAGACCAAGGACUGUGUCCUAAUGCUUUUCAUAAGAGGAGACUAGACACCCUGCGCUACCUCAUGUAUAAGACAUUUGUGGAUAGAGGCAUGACAGAAGAGAACUGGGCUGAUCAUGUACAGUAUGUAGUGGCAGAUGACCUCGAGCUACAAAUAAGUUUAGUAGAGAUGUUGGUGAAGUACUGUGGUCUUCGGAAAGCCUCGCAGUGGUCUCUGAGAUACAACAUCCCCAGAUAUCGACUUCCGUUAAGGGUAUGGGAAACACAGCAGAGUCUACCAUCUAAUCUACAACAGAUAUGCUUGAAUAAUUUAGCACAAGGGGAGGAGUGGGUACCAUCUCAGUCUCACUGUGAGAAGUUCUACCAAGUGCCUCUCACCAAAGACAAAGUUCACAUUGUGGACACACAAGAAGCUCUCCAAGGAUGUCAAAGCAUUGUGCUAAAGGAAGGUGGUAUAGUAGGAGUUGACAUGGAGUGGAGGCCACAUUUUGGCUGUAGCUCAGCUCAGCAGGUUGCACUCAUACAGCUUGCAGUUUAUGACCAAGUUUUUUUAGUAGACCUUUGCACAAGAGGGUUCUGUCAACACCCGGACACUAGAGGCUUCAUCAGGGCAUUGUUCUCUUCACAAAAUGUGCUUAAACUGGGAUAUGGUAUGUUGGGGGAUCUCAAAUGUCUCUUGGCCACCUGGCCUCAGUUAUCAGAGGAGCUGCUAAAGAUGGAGGGGAUGCUUGAUCUUCUUAGUGUGCACCAAAAGAUUCAGCGAAGUAAGGCCAGUCAGAUUCAAAAUGGCCCUGGUAAAAGAGAUGUUCUGGUAGGGGAGGACUGUGCAGAAAAAGGCCUCAGUCUGUUGGUACAACAGGUCCUGGGAAGGCCCCUGGACAAGACAGAGCAGAUGUCCAACUGGGAGAAGCGGCCACUGCGCAUCAGCCAAAUUAGAUAUGCAGUGGCAGAUGCAUACUGUUUGCUGGAUGUGUACUCAGUUCUCUCCAGCAACCCAGCAAGCUUUGGGCUGCCAGCUGAUCUGCGCAGUAUUUCUUCAAGCCAAUCAGAGACGAGCAAAGACAAGAAACAGAAGGAGAAACAGGGAAAGAAGACAAAAAAGGCUCUUGACAAAGAGGAAUGUCAGGGGGCUCAAAGGGUCAGUCCCCUUCGUUGUGACACAGAGAAAGGCCUCCUGUGUGGCGAGAAGCCUUCGGAAGAAUCCCCCCCUCUGCCACCUCAGCAGUUGCGGGUGGUGUGUGACAAUAUGCUGCAAGGACUUGGAAGGUACCUGCGCUGUUUAGGAGUUGACGUGGUCAUGUUGGAGAACACUGAUGAUCACAGAGUAGCAGCAAAGUUGGCUCAAGCUGAAGGCCGCGUCAUUCUCACAUGUGGACAGCCAUUCCAAAGUUUACGUUCCCAGGUGGGUGAGGGUCGCUGCCUUUCCCUAGACUGUUCAGAAAAGGCCAGAGACCAGGCUGUUCGAGUCCUCAGGCACUUCAACGUCCGGCCUACUCCCAGCGACAUUUUCAGUCGCUGCCAGGCAUGUAACAGUGAUCAGUAUGUGGCAGUUCCCCAAGCAGACAUGGUCAGGAUGCUUAAAGAAAAAGGAUAUUUGCAGGACCACAACAUUUCUGACCACACUCUAGAGAGUUCCUGUCAACAGGAAGAGCAGAAGCUUGAUGACAUUCUGACCCCGGGUGUGACCCCUGAACCUCCCAGGUAUGCCACUCAGUGUCGCUGGGCCUCCCUUGCAGGACUGGACCGUGACACACUGACCUUUCCCGGGGGGUCGCCCAUUCAGCUGCACACCGUGCCCCCCGCACUGCUGCAGAGGAUACCGCUGUUUUAUGUCUGCACCAGAUGUGGCAAGGUGUUCUGGGAAGGCUCUCACUUUGGGCGCGUCCUCUCCUUGUUUCAGGAGGUCCUACACAUAACAGAUGAGGACAGUGACUCAGCAGCAGUGGCUUUACAGCAGCACAGCACGACUGGCUGAUCCAGAGCUGCUAAUAUUUACCUGACCUGAAAUAUGUUUUAUUUCACUUAAGGUGGACAGCAAGUUUUUUCAACAGGAAUUUCAACCAUUUUGUUUGUUGUUGUUUACAAAAAGUUUUGUCUUUUUUUGCUUCUUAUAAAUUCCACAUUGGUCCAAAGUCACAGAAAGCAAGAAUUAACCCUUUCAUCCUCUGACAUGAGUGAAUAAAUGUUUAUGCUUGGACAGGUCAACAACCUGACCACCAGUGUUGGAGCUCUGUUUACUUAAAAGAUUACCAAAGUUAAAUCACUCAUUCAGUCAGACAAAUGCCAGAUUUAGUCUGUAUACAUGCUUUUAGAAGUUUUAAAUUAUUUAAUUAUAAACAUUUAAGACUGUAAGAGUUCAGGUGUAUUUUAAUUUCAGUUGUCUAAGACAAGCCAUGGUGUAUCUACGUUUUUGUUCUAUUUUAUGUUAAUUUUUUGUUAAUUAAAUUUUUGUGAUUAUACCAAAAUUCACAUUUGAGAUGACAGUUUGGAAAGUAUUCUUUGAAUUGCAGUACGUUAAUUUCUCAAGAACAUUUUUCACUCAACAGCACUCUUAUGUAGUGCAUGCACCAUCUUUAUUGCAUGGUGUGGCUCAAAGUUAUUAUUUUUAUAUAUGUAGAUAUAUAUAAAGACAAUUGUCCUUCCAUUGUUGGUGCUUUUGACACUUUGCCUCAGUUGAGGUUCCAGUAAAUUAAUUUGUAGGAAUUGAUUGCAAAACACCGGGCAUGGAUUCUCCAGCCAUGUGCAUAAUUCUGGUAAGCAUGUGCAUGAAUUUAUAACUCUAUGAGAACAUUUCAAACAUCUCGUGUUCAUUAGCUCUGCCAGAGGAAAACUCUGUGGUGUGUCAUUUUUCCCACCUCUUUUUGUGACACUACCUUGAGAAACAGCUGAUCCAUCUUAAAGAGUUACUACAUGCAUUUGAAAUUAAAGUAAAAGCUGAUUCAAGCCAUGCCACGCAACGGAGAAAUAAUAAAUGUUCAAUAACGUCUGUGGGAACAUCUGUUGACAACUUUUCUGAUGUCUUUUUAUUAUUAUUUUACAUGAUUGUUGUGAUUAACUGUAAUCGCAAAACUUUUUUUAAUUAAUGUGGUCUACUGUUUAUUUUCACUCUUUUUUAAUACAUUUAUCUAAUGUUAAUUGUUUAACCACAUGUGUAAACAAAUACAUUUUGCAUUUGAA
Molecule: messenger RNA, 4088 nt
Organism: Melanotaenia boesemani (Boeseman's rainbowfish)
Lineage: Eukaryota; Metazoa; Chordata; Actinopteri; Atheriniformes; Melanotaeniidae
Gene: exd3
Product: exonuclease 3'-5' domain containing 3
Exons: 21
Coding region: 181-2886 (901 amino acids)
Biological process (GO): nucleobase-containing compound metabolic process
Molecular function (GO): nucleic acid binding; 3'-5' exonuclease activity
Source: RefSeq, a predicted model, not a curated record